GUUCCCGAUCCUCGGCGCGAGUGCGUAGCAAACCCACCGCCAAACGUAUCAAGAUCAUCAACCCCACAAAGAAGACCAAAAGUUCGGUACAAGAAAGUGAUGACGAAAUAACCGACGCGAAGAAACCUGCACGCUCGGCAGCGGACAGUGGUGAGGAAUUAAGCGACGAUGACGAAUCACGCGAAGAAGAAGUGGUCGAGGAAGAGGAGGAAGAGGUGGGUUAG
Sphaeroforma arctica JP610 is the source of this 224-nucleotide messenger RNA. RefSeq lists its product as hypothetical. NCBI's taxonomy places the organism in Eukaryota, Ichthyosporea, Ichthyophonida. The transcript has a single exon. The record is from RefSeq and is a predicted model, not a curated record. The annotation marks the transcript as partial.